AUGCCUGACCUUGGCGGCGCCGACACGUCCCCGAUCGCGGUCUCCCCGCUCCCUCCCGAUCGCGGCAGGACCGCCUCGUCCCCAACCGCGGCCGCGUCACCCUGUCAAAGAACGGUGACGCCUCACCCCGUCCCCGACCACGGCCGCCUCGCGUCGAGGAGCAGUAGGUGGUCGGCCUACGGCGGCUCGCACCAUCGCCAUGGUGUCGUCCUCCUCCAAAGCCUCCUCCUCCUCCUCCCACCGGGAUGGCCCCAUGAUCAGUGGCUCGACGUGGGCACCUCCGCGCUCAUGGCGCUCCACGGGAAGCUGACGCAGAUGAAGCGCCAAAUCCAGCAGGCCUGCCUCACCUCCAUGAGGAUAAAGCACCGGCAUCAUCUACGGAAUUCCUUGUGAAUUGUGAGUUUCGGGUCACUCAAUGUGAUCCUCCUGUUUUGAGCUUGUGUGCCUAUGUUGUGUUUUGACAGGAGAAGCUGGAGGCAAACAGGAGGGCGUUGCAGAAG
Hordeum vulgare subsp. vulgare (domesticated barley) is the source of this 500-nucleotide messenger RNA. RefSeq lists its product as uncharacterized. The transcript is spliced from 2 exons. The record is from RefSeq and is a predicted model, not a curated record. NCBI's taxonomy places the organism in Eukaryota, Viridiplantae, Streptophyta, Magnoliopsida, Poales, Poaceae. The coding region runs from base 1 to 393 and encodes 130 amino acids.